UUGAGUUGACAGCACACUGUCAACGAUAAUGUGAAUCAGAUCUUGUUUUCACUCGCGUCCGUAUGAGGGAGAUGGAUUAUUUGGAAAUUUAAACUUUUCUGUGUGUAGUUUAGGGGUGUUAAAUAACAAUCCACACACGUUAAUCGUAAAAAUGGUGCUUUGUUAUCAAGUCAUAUGUGUUAUAAAUAAUCAUAACCGGUGUAGAAACCUGUAAAAUGGCCACUGUAGCAGAGGAUGGAAUUGAACUGGCGGAGCCAUCGAUAAGCCAGCAGAAUGGGGAGAAAAAGAAAGCGGUUUUCGGACCUGAAUAUGAGGGAGAAGGUAAAGAUGGAGAAGCUGUUGCCGGAACAUCGGGAGCUGAGCCUCCAUCGGAGGUUGCCGGUACGAGCAGUUCCAAACCUUCCAUUGGAAUUAGCCGACAUAAAUCAGAAAGAGAGAGAAAAAUCGGACACAGGCGUGUUGGUGUUGGUGGAGAAAUUACAUACAAAAAGAUACAAACAACCCAGAUCAUGGGGUCUAUCCAACUUGGAAUUCAGCACGCAGUUGGUGGUUUGGCAUCUAAACCAGAACGAGACUUACUAAUGCAGGAUUUUAUGACUGUAGAAACUACAAAUUUUCCAUCGGAGGGAUCGAAUCACACCCCUGCUCAUCAUUAUUCUGAAUUCAGAUUUCGUACAUACGCACCAAUAGCAUUUAGAUAUUUUCGAGACUUAUUUGGCAUUCAACCGGAUGAUUUUUUGAUAUCAAUGUGCAGUGCCCCUCUGCGGGAGUUGUCCAAUCCAGGAGCAAGUGGGAGUAUCUUCUAUCUCACUGAAGAUGAUGAAUUUAUAAUUAAAACUGUGCAACAUAAAGAAGGCGAAUUUCUUCAGAAAUUACUUCCCGGCUACUACAUGAACUUAAAUCAGAAUCCUCGGACCCUAUUACCAAAAUUUUUUGGUCUUUAUUGUUAUCAGUGUAAUUCUAAAAAUGUCAGACUAAUAGUUAUGAACAACCUGCUCCCUUCAUCUAUUAAACUUCACCAAAAGUAUGACUUAAAAGGCUCAACGUACAAAAGAAAAGCAUCUAAAAGUGAAAGACAGAAGAGUUCACCAACAUUUAAGGAUUUAGAUUUUAUGGAACAUCACCCUGAGGGGAUAGGACUCGAAGCAGAUACAUAUGCAGCCCUUGUUAAGACAAUUCAGAGGGAUUGUAGAGUGCUGGAAAGUUUUAAAAUAAUGGAUUAUAGUUUGUUGGUUGGCAUACAUAACUUGGAUCAGGCAGCAAAGGAGAAGGCGGAGAGAAAAGAGGAGGAAAGGAAGGAGCAAGAAGGGGCUGCACAUGGAAGCAAAGCUUCAGCUCAUGAGAAGGGAUCUAACAGUGAUGGCCCAGGCAGCCCUGCAGCUGCAUUUAUUGAAAAAGAGAGGGAGGCUGCAUCAGCAACAAUUUUACAUCGGACGCGCUCUAUUAACAGGCAAAGGCUCGUUGCUCACUCCACAGCAAUGGAAAGUAUUCAGGCAGAAAGUGAGCCAAUAGAUGAGGAAGAUGAUGUCCCACCAGGUGGGAUUCCUGCCAGAAAUGCUCGUGGUGAACGUCUCCUACUGUUUAUUGGCAUCAUUGAUAUUCUGCAGAGUUAUCGAUUAAAGAAGAAGUUAGAACAUACUUGGAAAGCUAUGAUACAUGAUGGGGACACCGUUUCGGUGCAUAGGCCAGCCUUUUAUGCAGAAAGGUUUCAAGGCUUUAUGGCGAAGACAGUGUUCAAGAAAAUACCAUCCCUGGAUUUGCCGGAAAUUAAAGGCAAUCAUCGCAAGUUUCGUACGUUGGUUACCAGCUACAUAGCACUGAAACAUUCUCCUUCUAAACGCAAGAGUAUCUCUCGACCAUUACGUUCUCAGGAUGAACACGGAGAAUCCAGUGGUAUGAGUCACGCCCCACUGCCCUGUUCUUCCACUCCUCCCCCAGCCUUUGAGGAUGCCCUGCGUGGAGAAUUGGUGGAUUCUGGUACUGCUGUUACUCGUCAUCGCUUGGGGCCACAGCAUGUAGUUCGUUUACAUAGAGAUUCAGAAACUGCCAGCAGCAUUUCCGAAGUGCGCCUCGAAUGUCGAGUAGAGACAAAAUCAUCAUCAUUGAGUGUAGAGUCAACAUCAUCGACGUCAGGCUUUGGCUCUGGUGCUACAGGAAGAAAUCUGACAUGGACCCCACCUGCAUCAGUUGAAGGAAGCACACCAACAUGGACUGAAGGGACACCAUCUUUCACAGAAUCUUCGAGCAGUGGAGAUAUAGGUUGCGCAGCAACAUCGGUUAGAAACCUCACUCCUCGUAGCAACGAAGGACCUAAAUCAGCCUCCCUUGAAGAUUCUCUUGAUUGUCUCAGCUCAGAAAUGCCAGAUGACUUUUUUCUUUCUGCUAGUGACCCAUUUUAAAGGUAAAGUAGGACAGGAUAAAAAGUGUGUUCUGAUUUGUAUCAGAUAAUUUGCAGCUUUAGACUUUCUUGCCUUCUUGUGACAUAUUGUUCCCAGAGAACUGACUUAAUGAUAUUUUUAAAUGUGAAUCAGAAUAAGUGCUGUUGGUGAAAUAUAUAACACAGAACAUUGUAAUGAUUUUUUUUUUUUUUAAUUAUGGGUGGAUACUAUUUUACCAGUACUGGCUUAGUCAAAUAUUGUGAACUUUAUAAUGCAGGAACUAAAUGGACCUGUACUUGUUUUCCAAAGCUACUUUUAGUCUGUUUGUUGGUUUAGUCAGUAUUAAUUAAUAUCCAGGCAAACAAUGUGCAUUUUCUAUUUUUUAGAUUUUGUGUGUGUGUGUGUGUGUGUGUGUGUGUGUGUGUGUGUGUGUGCGUGCGUGCGUGCGUGCGUGCGUGCGUGCAUUCAUGUAUGUAUGUGUGUAUUUUGUGUCGUAUAUUUUACAAUUGUUAAGAAGACUUUGAUCAGUCCAGAAGCAUAUGUCAGUAUAUGUAGUUUUGGUGUGCUGUAACUCAAGUGAAGCUGUAAUUUAUUAAAAUGUGGGAGUGUGUUCUAAGUGUUUUUUUAUGCACUGUGCAGUAGAAUUAUGUCUGUGUUUGUUGGAGCUGGUGCUCAUUUGUCAGAGCUACCAGAAAGUAUGCCAGUCAGUAUAGAUCUGUUAUUGUUCUUAUUGUUGUUAUUGUUACAUUGUAGAUUGUGUUAGUAUUUAGUAUGAAACAUAAAUUUGAAGAAUAACAUCAGAGUAAAUUUUAUAUUGCAAUAGGUUUAAUAAAGGGAAAUUGCUAAGUGAAGCAUAUUGACCGGCCCAUUGUGAGUAUUGGUAAAUUGACAUUUUUAAAAAUGUUAGGAAUAUAUCGUAGUGCACUGUGUGUAGAAAUUUUCUGCUAACAAACAGUAUCCAAAAUGCCAACUAAAGGUAAUUUGUUGUGUAAAUUGUUUGAAAUUAUGUUGUAUACGUGUCAGUAGUGGCCUGCUAUUAAUCCCGACAUGGUACAGGCACAGUCUUCCUUAGUUGUUUACUGUUAUGAUAAUUGUUGUUUAUUUCAACUCUCUUGAGAUCAUGUUGCAUUUACUCACUGCCAUUUUAAAUUCACACACUUCUUAUCAUUGCACCACAACAAGGAAGUUCAUAAAUUUUUAUGUUAUUGUGAUUCCUCAAAACAGCUCACUACAAUUCAUAUUUUGUCUCAUUUUAUGGCCCAAAUGCUGUUGACAUUAGCAUCAUGCUUCCCAGAUUUGUCAUAGGAAGGCUUACUUUUUCAAAACAACAACUAUGACUUAUAUUCUCAAUAGUAAAAUUUGUCUUAAUAAUGAUGUACUCUGAACCCCUGUUGUCCUCAUUUCGUAAUAUAAUUUCCAUACACUUCACAUGUUAUUGCUGUGUCAAUGUGGAUUUAUUCUAGACUAUGCUUCAUCCAAAUUAAAACUUAACAUUUCAGUUAUUGAUAACCUCCCCUAGAUGAACACAUUUUUCCGAAGUCAAUUUGUAUUUAAAAAAUUGACUUUGUUUUUAAUGACACACUAUUCUAAUGACAGAGUUAUUUUAUAUUAAACUUCUAUCUUUCUCUAAGGGUGUCUUUUUGUAAAUAAAAUAUUAUGUUCCACCAAUUUAUGUGCUGUAUUUGACUUGUGCCAAGUUGCCCAUGAUUAAAAGAUAUUUGUAGCAUGGAUUGAAACAGCUGUGAUGUGAGGUAGAAACUCAAUAACUGCUGGUUUUCUAUGUUUAUUGGUUUCUCAACUCUCCUUUAUACCUACUAUAUAUUUCACUUACCUCCUUCUUUCCAAUUUGUGAAAGAAUAUUUGUGGGCAUAAUCAUCGUAUGUAUAUACAUGUUGAAAGCAUGGCGAAUGAUGAUAGUAGAAUAUUAUCUAGGUAAAAUUCUACCUUUAGCUUCAAAGUUCUCUCUCUUUCUGUUUGUCAGUUACUGUUGAGAGGCUACCCAAUGGCUGAGUUAUUUAGUAGCACAGCACUUGAUUUUAAAUGAUGUGUAAAUUUUCAUUUUACUUUAAAUAUGACCUGUAAGCAUCCUGUAUACAAAUGGAGGUAUCAGGUGGUUACUGCUGGUGCUGCUGCUACUGUUGUUGUUGUCAUUGUUAUUAUCAUUAUUGUCGUUGUUGUUGUUAUUAUUAGUAUAGUUGUUGCUGGUACUGCACAGUUUGCAUGCAGAAUUGAGUUGUGCUGUGUAGUUGCAAGUUUCUUCAUAUAUGAAUCACUGUCUGUAACAAGUAUUUCACUCUUCCCAGAUGACUUUAAAUACGGUAGUACUUUUAAACUGUGUCACAAAAAAUUUGUCAUAUUACUUCCUGAGUAAAAUUUUAUUUGUUUUUUGAAUUGUGUGCUAUGUCUUGUAAAGGAAGUUACUUCAUGACAUUCAGUCUUCAACUGACUUAAAUACUACAACUGACACAUGUACUCUACCUUGUUAGACUGCAGAUUAAUACUGAUUAUCUUUUUGGUUCCUUUUCACAGAAACUUGCAUUUUGUUUGUUGAUUCUUUGUUUGUUGUCCAAAAUUACAAGUCAUCAUAACCUUCAAAUUCAGCUUACCACUACAAGUAAAUAAUGUUCAGCCUUAAUGUUGGUUUUUAUCUGAUCUAGCUCUAAGCCAUUUACUUCGUGAAAACUCAAGUGCCACAAGGCUGAUAUUCUGAUUUUGUGGAAAAUUCAUCUUGUGCUCUUAUUUGUUCUCACCUGGACAUCACUUACAAAUUUAAACUUCAUACCCUUAUACUUGCUGCUCCCAAAAUAAAAUGAUUAUCUCCACCAUUUUUCUUACUGAGCAGUAGUAUUUCUUUGAGAGUACAUAUAUGAAACAAUAAAUGAAUUAAACUUUUUUUUAUUAUGUAGUCACACAUUGUAGUGGUUUUGGCAGUCGUUAUUUAAGCCAGUCUUGCUGUUUCAUUUGCAAAAUUGAAGAACAGUUUUGUUUGUAAUCUUAUGUAUCUUACUUUUAUUAGCUGAUUAACAGAACAGAAAAUUAAAAUCCUAGAAGAUGAACUAUAGUCCAAAGGCCUAAAGAGAGAUUGCCUCUUAUAACACACUGCUGACCGUAUACAAAUAAAAUAAAAAUAAAAAAAACACCUUAAGCAAAAGUAGAAAUACUGUCACAUACAACUGAGUUUUAGAAGUAAUCCAUACAGUGAUACUACUUUCAUGUUUGCUUUGCUCAUACAUACAACAACAACAACAACAACAACAACAACACACACACACACACACACACACACACACACACACACACACACACUGGAUAGCAGUAACUAUGACUGAUUGUUAAACAAAUUGGGAACAAGUAAAUUACUGAAGCCUUUAAAUCAUUGGCUGUUGCUACUUUCACUUCUGUGCAGAGGAGUGCAAAGUUUGUCUGGUGGCAUUUAUUUCAUUCCUGCAAAAUUUAAGAGAAAUGGAUUUAAAACUUUAAUAUUACCAAAAUGCACAAAUUAUUUGUAACAUUGAGAAGAUUGUAUAUAAGGCAGUGCAUGUGUAGAAACUGAUAUAAGGUGAGUUUCACUGAGAAAAAGUAAAAGCAUUGAUGUAAAUACAUUUGCACUGUUGUUCUGCCCUAAACUAUAGAAAUAGAGAAUAAAGAAUCCAGGAACCAGGUACAUUGCUAAAAAGUGAGUGUUAAUGUGGUCAGUCAUAUGCUUCAUCCAACAUUUAAGAGCAUCGAAAAGAUUGUUAUCUUUGGAGACCUUAUACAACUUGUGAGGUACUUCAUAGUUUCACAGUGCUGUUGUAGUCAAUUGUAAAAUGGAAGUUGUUAUGUAGAAAUUCCCACUUUCCAAUGAUCUUGUUUGUCUUGCCACAAGAGAAACAGAGAUUUGAAACCCACUGGAAUGAAAUGAAUGAAUGUAUGUAUGUAUGUAUGUAAACUAAAUACAAUGUAAAUUCCAUGUAACUAUUAAUAUCAUAGCUAAAAGCUUCAAAUAAACCUUUCUAGUAACGACGUCAUUUUAAUAAAAUCAGAGUAUAUUCAUAUGGUAUAAGUGAUCAUUACUGAAAACAGCCAUUCACAGAUACUUUGUGCAAGACAAAAGCCAGAAUUUUUCACGCAAACUGAUAACUUUACUUUACAGUUUUUAUAAGACCCCGCCCCUACCACUAAGUUCUAAAAUAAAGGAAGGUGUAAAGGCCACAAAAGCAAUAUCUGAUAGUAGAGCAUAAAUACUGAAUAAUUUGCUUUUAAUCUGAUUUUGUGGGACCAUUAUGCGACACGUGUGUCAAAAUGGCAUGAAAUUGGUGUUACACUAGCUUCAGUGCAGGUGGGGUUAAUGUAAAUGCCUUUUAUAUGUUAAUGUUAUAACUAUAAUGUUUAACUGCAGUAAUUUUAACACUGAGAAUUGUUGGUAAAUACUGCUAAUAGCCCUUCACAAUGUGUAUGAGAUACAUUUCUCUAUUAUUUGUGUCUCACAAGCUUGACAAUUUCACAUUUUUAGAAUGAUAAAUUUUAUAUUUGCACAGUAAUUGGUUUUCAUAGUUGUUGUGUGCUGUCUUCCAUUCAAUCAGACAUUAUUCACAUAAGCAGGAAACUCCUCUUGAAAUCUCAAAACUUUUUUAUGCUUUUUUUCCUCACAGUGUCAUUGAUGAAACUAAAUUUUGAUAGUAGGAAGCAGUGGGCAUUUUUGAAACUUGAGUGUACUCGAGUAAGAUUUCGACUGUAACUAUAGUUCUUGUUAUCAUGCUUGUUGAUAGGUGUGUGUUAUUCUGCUGGUUUAUCCUCAUGAUCAAAAUUAUACACAAAAUUGAAGGUUUUCAAUAUGGUUAUUAUAGUUGUAAAGAAAACCUAUCUGCCUAAUACAUUCAGAUACUGUAAUCUUGAAAACUGAUGAUCUAAGAUUGUAAUGAUUCAAUAUACUAACUGUGAAAGAGAUUAUAUAGGCUAAGAAUUUUCUGAUAUUAUUUCUCUGAAAGGGUAAUUAUAUAAAAGCCAAUUGUAGCCAUUUGCAAACAUGUUGAACAUGUACCUGUUUCUUUUGUGAAUUUUCUUUCUGUGUUAUACCUACUUAUAUUUUCUAUGGUCAAUAAGUAAUUGAUUAAUAAUAAUAACUGUUGCAUAUUGUAAAAGCUGUAUGCCAUCAGUGUCAUGUUAACCCUUUCAUGCAAUAAAUUUAAAAAUCAAUUGCAGUUAUCAUA
Messenger RNA from Schistocerca gregaria, 7570 nucleotides. It is a transcript of the gene PIP5K59B, whose product is annotated as phosphatidylinositol 4-phosphate 5-kinase type-1 alpha. The record is from RefSeq and is a predicted model, not a curated record. Gene Ontology annotation, molecular function: phosphatidylinositol kinase activity. Lineage: Eukaryota; Metazoa; Arthropoda; Insecta; Orthoptera; Acrididae. Gene Ontology annotation, biological process: phosphatidylinositol metabolic process.